AUGUCAAGUGAAGACGAAGACGUACUACACAAAUAUAGAAAAUAUGAUCCGCCGCCUCAAGAGUUGCCAGUCUACUCGUCCGAUGAAGACAGUAGCGGAUCAUCGAUAUUGACUGCCAACGCAGAGCCACUCACCGCCAAGGCCGAUUUGCUCAAAGUGUUGGACUACAUCAUCAUUGUUGGUAACCGUAACCGAUAUCAAAGCUUACAAGCAACUAGGGAACAGACUUCGGAGACAACUACGGGGUCAAAUGAGCUGUCAGAGAUUGAACAAACGGAUGAUUUUGAGCUUAGUGGAAUGCACGCUGAUGAUUUCCAAUUAGACCCGCAGAGAAGAAAGAAAAGUCGUUUGAGUGCAGCUUUGCUGUGGCCAUCGUAUGCCGCUUGGGAAGAAACUAACAGAACUGAUGCGCUGGAUUGCACAUGGUGUCAUCAAUACAGUGACUGUAUCGCGUUGCCAUACAAUAAGGUUCGAUCCAAAGAACCACCAGCUUUGAAAGGUUUUUUUUAUACGCGCACAGACAGAGAUUUGACAUUGCGAUGCUGGAGGAAAGCUGUUCAUGCAGCAUCAACAGUCAUGGUGCUGGAAGGGGUCAAUGGGAAUGUGAGGCUUGACCUGACCUCACCCAAUUCAGCAGAGAAAGACGCCAAGGAGACAUGCCUGAACCUAGGAAUAGCUCUUUCGAAUCUGAAACCAUAUACUUGUCCAUCUUGUUUCAAGGUCUUCCAAAGUUGCAGAGCCAGGGAAUGUCACUUCUGGGGAGAAAAUAACCACAGAGGCUGUUGUUGGAGUCUUGUGCACAAGAAAAGACAUUCUAUUCUGAAAGAAGCCACCAACAAGGAAAGCACCAUUUGCCAACACGUCUUGAUGAGGUUGAUCUUACGCUCAAUUCAUCAAAAAUGUCAUCAGUUGCCUAAAAUCCUGGAUAGGAAAUUCAUUGUUUGUCUUCUUGGAGCAGCGAGAUUGCAUCAUUUACGUCUCCGACAGACCAGUUCAAAACUUUCCCAAUAUCCAGGCUCCGCUUCAUUGGAUGAGCACAGUCCUGAUCUUCCCUAA
Messenger RNA from Phaeodactylum tricornutum CCAP 1055/1, 1056 nucleotides. RefSeq lists its product with no specific name. NCBI's taxonomy places the organism in Eukaryota, Bacillariophyta, Bacillariophyceae, Surirellales, Neidiaceae. The transcript has a single exon. The record is from RefSeq and is a predicted model, not a curated record. The coding region runs from base 1 to 1056 and encodes 351 amino acids.